Molecule: messenger RNA, 3137 nt
Organism: Ananas comosus (pineapple)
Lineage: Eukaryota; Viridiplantae; Streptophyta; Magnoliopsida; Poales; Bromeliaceae
Product: tuberculostearic acid methyltransferase UfaA1-like
Exons: 24
Coding region: 203-2809 (868 amino acids)
Molecular function (GO): methyltransferase activity; oxidoreductase activity
Source: RefSeq, a predicted model, not a curated record
CCUCUACUCUCUCAAAACCCCCUCCCCCUCCCCCUCCCCCUGUAAACAUUUUUUAUAUAAUAAAUAUUUCUAUUAUUCUCCAUUUUCUAAAUCAUUUAUGUUUAGAUUCAUCUAGUUAUUUUUAUAUAUAUAUAGUUGGUCUUUUUUUAGUUGUUUGUUACUUUUUUUUUUCUCUUUUGAGAGAGAGAGAGAGAGGGAGAGAAUGCGGCGGCGGCAGCGGGUGGCGGUGGUCGGGGCGGGGAUAAGCGGAAUGGCGGCGGCGUAUGCGCUUGCCAAGGCCGGCGCGGAGGUCGUGGUUUACGAGAAGGAGGAUUACUUGGGCGGCCACGCGAAGACCGUCGCCGUCGACGGCGUCGACGUCGACCUUGGCUUCAUGGUCUUCAAUCGGGUAACAUACCCCAACAUGAUGGAAUUGUUUGAGAGUUUGGGAGUUGAGAUGGAGAGGUCAGACAUGUCCUUCUCUGUGAGCUUGGAUGGUGGCAAAGGCUGUGAAUGGGGGAGCCGAAGCGGCUUCUCCGGCUUGUUUGCUCAGAAAAGCAAUGCAUUCAAUCCUUACUUCUGGAGAAUGCUCAAAGAGAUUAUCAAGUUUAAGGAGGAUGUUCUCAAGUACCUUGAGGAACAUGAGAAUAAUCCUGAUCUCGAUCGCAACGAGACUUUGGAGCAAUUCAUUACAUCACAUGGAUACUCUCAAUUAUUUCAGAAAGCUUAUCUUAUUCCAAUCUGCGCUUGUGUAUGGUCGUGUCCUUCGGAAGGAGUGAUGAGCUUCUCAGCAUUUUCUGUGCUUUCAUUCUGCCGCAACCAUCAUAUUCUGCAGCUCUUCGGCCGUCCGCAAUGGCUCACUGUCAAAUGCCGAUCACAUUCAUACGUGAAUAAGAUAACAAAAGAACUAGAAAACAUGGGCUGUCAAAUUAAAACAAGCUGUGCAGUUGAAUCAGUCGUAAGUAUUGACGGAGGCUGUCGUGUGUUGGGGAUAGACGAUUCAGACGAGACAUACGACAGUUGCAUAAUUUGUGCACAUGCACCGGAUGCUUUAAAGAUUUUGGGAACGCAAGCAACAUAUGAGGAAUUGAGAGUACUUGGCGCUUUUCAAUAUGUAAACAGUGACAUAUAUCUUCAUUGUGACAAAACUCUAAUGCCGCAAAAUCCAUCAGCAUGGAGUGCCUGGAAUUUUCUUGGAACCACAAAAAAUGGCGUAUGCGUUACGUAUUGGUUGAAUGUGCUUCAGAAUCUUGGUUCCACCACCCAACCUUUUUUGGUGACAUUGAAUCCUCCUCACCUUCCGGAUAACAUCUUACUUAAAUGGCGCACUGGACAUCCUGUUCCAUCAGUUGCGGCCUCAAAAGCUUCUCUUGAGCUGAAUCAAAUUCAGGGCAAAAGAGGAAUAUGGUUUUGUGGGGCAUAUCAAGGUUACGGUUUCCACGAGGAUGGACUCAAGGCCGGACUAGCCGCUGCGUACGGGUUGCUCGGAAAGGAGUGUGCUCUCCUGGAGAACCCAAAACAUAUGGUGCCUUCACUGACGGAAACUGGAGCACGGUUUCUAGUUACAAGAUUUCUCAAUCGGUUCAUCUCUACCGGUAAUCUAACGUUGCUUGAAGAAGGAGGCACUAUUUUCAGUUUCGGACAAGCCGAAAAGAAGUGUCAUGCGAAUUCCGUUUUGAGAAUACACAAUCCCUUAUUCUACUGGAAGAUUGCGACAGAAGCUGAUUUAGGCUUAGCAGAUGCAUAUAUAAAUGGGUAUUUCUCCUUUGUUGAUGAGCAAGAAGGCCUUCAGAAUCUUUUCCUAAUUCUGAUUGCUAACCGCGAUCUGAGGAGUACUUCUCACAAUGUAAUUGUUAAAAGGGGUUGGUGGACGCCAUUACUUCUGUCAGCUGGACUCGCAUCCGCCAGAUACUUUUUCCGCCACAUUUCUAGGCAGAACACUAUAACACAAGCUCGUCGAAACAUCUCCCGCCACUAUGAUCUGAGCAACGAUUUUUUCUCGCUAUUUUUGGACGAUACGAUGACGUACUCUUCUGCAAUUUUUAAGUCAGCGAACGAAGACUUAAAAGUUGCGCAGCUACGAAAAAUACAUCUUCUUAUUGAAAAGGCUAGAAUCGAUGGCAAGCACGACGUUCUUGAGAUUGGUAGCGGAUGGGGAAGCCUAGCAAUAGAAGUCGUGAAGCGCACCGGUUGCAAAUACACAGGAAUCACAUUAUCUGAAGAACAACUUAAGUAUGCGACAAAAAAAGUGAAAGAAGCUGGUCUACAGGACCGCAUUACAUUCUUGUUAUGCGAUUACCGCCAACUCCCACGUUCGCGCAAAUAUGACAGGAUUAUAUCAUGUGAGAUGAUUGAAGGAGUUGGUCAUGAAUACAUGGAGGAAUUCUUUGGCUGCUGCGAAUCCGUUCUUGCUGAAGAUGGCGUAUUCGUCCUCCAGUUCAUUUCAAUACCGGAUGAAAGAUACGACGAGAACAGGAGAAGCUCUGACUUCAUAAAGGAAUACAUUUUCUCUGGAGGAUGUCUUCCUUCUUUGAGUAGAAUAACAUCGGCAAUGGCCGCCGCUUCUAGAUUAUGUGUCGAGCAACUUGAAAACAUCGGCAUCCAUUAUUAUCAGACGUUGCGAUACUGGAGGAGCAAUUUUGCGGCGAAUAAACAGAUAAUUCUCGCUCUGGGGUUCGACGACAAGUUCGUCAGAAUGUGGGAGUACUACUUUCUCUACUGUGCUGCCGGUUUCAAAUCGCGUACACUGGGAAACUAUCAGAUGGUGUUCUCGCGCCCUGCUAACCUGAAAGCCUUCAGCGAUCCAUACGCGAGCUAUCCAUCAGCUUAGCGGUGAUAUCUCCACAAGUUUUGGAUAAUAAGAAGCCUCAAUUGAUCCAAAUGGUUCGUAUAGUCCACAAUUUGCCGAUUCUCUACGCAAUUUUCGAUUGAUUUUUUGGAUCACUGCUGUAAUUUUUUUAAAAUUUGCCUUGAGAGAUUGCUUUUCCUUUCGAUUCAUUAUAUUGCGUUGUGCUAAUAACUUCGUCGCAAUGUGAAAUCAUUUCUAGAAUAAUAACUUUUCUCAUUUGGAAGAUUUUUCUUAUUCAAAUUUCAUGUACUCUUAUCAUUAAGUGCCUGUUUGGCCUUACUUUUUAUAUAACUGUAUUUCAUUUUGAGAA